AUGUCUUCUGGUCAUUGUCUUUGUGGUGGAGUCAAAGUCGAGGUCUCGGGUGACCCUGUCGCCGUUGUCUUGUGCCAUUGUUUGGAUUGCCGCAAAACAUCUGGUAGCACUCAUGGCCUCAAUUGGGUUGUCCCUGGUGAUCUGGUUCAACUUGAGGGACCGUCGAAGACGUUCACAAAGCUGAGCAAGGCUGGCAACCCUGUUACGAAUACAUUCUGCCCUACCUGCGGUACUACAGUGUUUCGUGAUGGCCCUGCUGCUCCUGGUAUCAAAUUUGUCAAGGCGGGUAUCUUUGAUGAUCCCGAGCUCUUGGCUACCAUCAAGCCUCAAGGAGAGAUCUUCGUGUCUCGACGCCCGGUCUGGAUGUCCCCCAUUGAAGGUGCUUCUCAGAAGAAGGAAAUGAUGGAGUGA
Molecule: messenger RNA, 411 nt
Organism: Fusarium oxysporum Fo47
Lineage: Eukaryota; Fungi; Ascomycota; Sordariomycetes; Hypocreales; Nectriaceae
Product: Mss4-like protein
Exons: 2
Coding region: 1-411 (136 amino acids)
Molecular function (GO): carbon-sulfur lyase activity
Source: RefSeq, a predicted model, not a curated record